This is a messenger RNA of Trematosphaeria pertusa, 840 nucleotides long. RefSeq lists its product as uncharacterized. The record is from RefSeq and is a predicted model, not a curated record. The transcript has a single exon. Bases 35 to 658 code for a protein of 207 amino acids. Lineage: Eukaryota; Fungi; Ascomycota; Dothideomycetes; Pleosporales; Trematosphaeriaceae.
CUCGACCUUCCCUCGGCUAGGUACGGCUUCUGCCAUGAUACCUGGCAUUACCGAUCGAGACAUCCCGCCAGUCCCUCCUCUGUCGUACUGGGAACCCGAUACACCCGAACCGCUCACCUCGCCGUUGUCGCCGCACAACCCUUUCCUCUUCCCACCGCCGCUUCCUAGUCCAAGCGCUGGCUUCCCCAUGGCUUCACCCAUACUUCCAGCCUCUCCACUAUCCAUCUUUGACCGCGCCUUCUCGCCCAUGUCGCCUACCUUCCUGUUCCCUAGAACACCUCCGAUGAUCCCUUCCGAGAUGUCGCCACGCUUCCUGUGUCCGCGUACUCCGCCAAUACCGCCCUCGUUUCAAUCUAUAGUCGAGGCAAUGCAGCCGCAGCCGCAGCGCAGACAUUCCACAAUGUGCUCCGUGCCGUACAGCGAUACGGAAAAGACGAGGCAUCAGCAGCAAUACGAAAUGCUCAUUGCGCUGCGUGACAAGCUCAGAAUGGAGAGGGAGAAGAAGCAAGGAGACAGGCUUAUGGAGCGGGCGGAAGUGAUGGGUAUGCAGCCGGAAACGCGGUUGUUUAUGGGAAACAUGAUGAAGAAGCAAGAGAGGAAGAGACUCAUGAAAAGGAAGAGCUUUGAGAUGGUGAAGGCUGCCGCUGCGGGAGCUUGAGGGCGAGUGAUGCUUGGUCUGGCUCGAGAUUGGAUUGAACUUCUGGUGGAAGGCAUUCAACGAUAGGCGGUAUCUGGUGGCGUCUUCGAUUUGAUCGAUUCUGGGUGUUGAGCAUUUCUUUUGGUGCGUUCCUUUAGGUACAGGACUUGGGAUAGAGGUGUGCGUAGCGACAAUGCAAACUG